CCUACUUUCAUUUUCAUGGGUCCGUUCAGUACACAAAACUCCACACCGGCUGAACGAGAAGAAAAUGUCAACGUCUGCGAAGUUAGUAAAGCGUGAUUUUGGUUCGUUUCAUGCUUCAAAUGUACAAGACCUGAUACAUUUAUCUGAUGAAGAGUAUGAACCACCAGCCUUUCCUAGGGGUCUGGAAAUUCCAAGUUUUGUCUCUGAAGAUAUAGAGUUUGGCGAGAAAUUUCGAGAAACACACACACUGCUGGAGAAGCAGUGUACAUUUUUAAACCAUGGUGCAUUUGGAGCCGUUAUGAAAGAAACACUGGAUUAUGCACAGAAAUGGCAAAGAUACACAGAAACACAGCCACUGAGAUUCUUUGACCGUGACCUUUUGCCCCACAUGGCAUACGUCACACGGCGACUGGCGAAGUUUGUUGGAUGCCGCCCUAAAGACCUAUUGUUGAUGAACAACGUUACUAACGCCAUCAACACGGUACUCCACAACAUUCCACUGGAGAAGGGGGAUAUCAUAUACUGUCUCAACACUACUUACGGAGCAGUGAAAAAAUUGUUGAAAUGGAUUUGUCAGCAGAAAGGUGUUGUUCUUCAAGAAGAGACUAUUAAGUUUCCAUUGACUGAAACCAAGCAGGUAAUUGAUAUCGUGAACAGAACACUAAGAAGUGGUACAAAAUUGGCCGUGUUCGACCAUAUUCCCAGUAAUACUCCAUUUAUACUUCCAGUGGAGGACCUGACUAAGAUAUGUCAAGAACGAAAUGUUCCUAUUCUUAUUGAUGGUGCACAUGCACUUGGAUCAUUAGAUCUUCAAUUGAGUCGCUUCUGUCCCGACUUUUAUGCAAGCAACUGCCAUAAAUGGUUCUGUUGCCCCAAAGGGAGUGCCUUUCUGUACGUAAAGGAAGACAGACAACCGCACACCAGGCCGCUUGUUAUUUCACACGGAUUUGGGUCAGGUUUCAACUCAGAAUUCAUUUGGACAGGUUUACAUGACUAUAGUCCGUAUCUGGCUAUUCAUGUUAUGAUCAACUUCUGGGAUGACAUUGGCAAAGAGCGAGUUUUCAAUUAUAUGUAUACUCUUCGCAGAAAAGCAUGUGAUAUGCUAAUGAAGGAAUGGGGGACAACAUUACCCGUAUCAGAGGAUUUAUUAGGUAGUAUGUGCCUUGUGCGGCUUCCUCCAUCUUUGUACAAGGAAUUAAAAGAUGUGGAUUAUUCGGUCGCCGAAAAGAUUCAGAACAUUUUAUACCACAAGUAUAAUAUCGAGGUAAGUGUUAUGAGAAGAACACACCCGAGACAUCUUAUAGGAAUGAAACGUAGUGGGCGUGUUUUGCAUGUUGUAACUAAAAACUUUCAAUCAAAUUUACCCUAUUUAGUUAAAAAUGCAGUUUCAGACGAAAGUAAUCUGAACAAAACAUCCUGCUAGACCUGUGCCCACGAUUCACAGGUCUGACUGGGCUACCCAGUUAAGCAAAUAGAUCUGAAAGGAAUAUAUAAAAAUAUUGCUGAUAUUUAUAUUUUCAUUCAUGUUUCAAAACAAAAUCGGGUAUUAUGAUAUUGUGUUAAUGCACCUUAAAAAUACAGCAAGGAAAAACACCCGCCAUAUUACGGGUCGUGUUAUUGUACGGCACAAUGCGUCUGUCAGCAUCUUGUGGAACAAAUAAGGCAAGGAUCAUCAAACCUAGCAUACAUAUUCCAAAUGAGAAGAGGAAAAAGCCUAUUAUUUUUUCUAGAUCAAAGGUGGCAUUCAAACUAACAUGGAUAAAUUAAUAGGCACAAAACAAAAUAUUAUUUAUACGAAUACACGUAUUUAAAACACCUCGCGAAAGUUACGUCCCUUGUCCGCCAUAUUGGGGCUAAGAAAUCGUACUUCCCUACGUUGACCUUUUUUAAUUUUCUGAUCUUUAGCUUUGACAUUUGUUAUAUUUCCGUCAAUAUUGCAGUCGACUACAAAAAAAGGAAAAGUUGACUUUUCACCGAUUGAACUUUGGCUAACCCUGCAAAGGGACGUUUUACAUACGUAUUUAGAAUAAUUAAACGUGAUACAAAUAUUCAAACAUCGUUGGUCUGUCCAUCUGCACGUCUUUCCCUCUGUCAGCAGAUAUAAACAGUACUUUAAAGGGUGGGAUUAUCGAACUUGGUACAUACUGUAUGUUUACAAUAAAUAGAGAAAGAAAUGUAUCAUUUUACAAAGUCUACAAACUUACAUGGGUAAUUUCAAAGGCACAAAACAAGAUAGAAACAGUGCUACUAGGGCUUGGUUAAUCAAACUUAAUGCACAUAGUCAGCCAUCAUAAAGUUGUAUGGUGCAGUGUGUUUGUCUGUGUUCAUCCAUCAGUACCUUAUAAGAAGGAUAAAGCGUACUAAUCAGGGUAACUAGAUAAUCAAGGUCCACAUGUUUUCCUCGUGGUGAGGGGAAGAAUCCUGUUAUUUCUCAAGAUUUAACGGUUUAUGUCAUACUUUCACGUGCAGGUAUAUACAAAAUCCCUACUAAUUAAAACUCGGUGUAAAUGUUCCACAUGGUGUUUGUACCAAUUAUAUAUCAAUUAUUUUUGAAAAGUAAUGAUUUUGGUUCUCAAGUUAGACUUUUUUCUUAACAAAGUCAUCUUAGAACUAACAUUUUAUUAAAGACUAACCAUAGCUGUAGCGAUUUUUUAUCACCAUUUUAAUUUCUACUUUCGUUUUGACUGGGGGGGGGGGGGGGGACGCGGCCCAUGGGCCACAACGCUCAUCUGAGUUACAUUGGCCCUAAAUAAUUUUUUACAAGAUAUUUUACCCCCUUUAUUCCUACGAAAAUUUUUGACCCCGUAUUAUAACCUCACCUUAGCCCCACGUGGUCAUGACUUAACUGACCUUGAAUCCACACAACAUAGAGAUGCUUCAAUAUUACUAGCAUUACCUUCCUCACUGUGCACAUGCCGAUGACCGUAGUAUAUAGUACGGUCAGCAAAAAAUGGCACAUGACCUGAUUGGUAAAUUAUUUUAUUUUUUUUACAUUCACGAUUUCAAACAGUUGUUUAUUUAGCUGCGUUAGUUACAAUGAUGAUUAAAUACAGUAGCGUAAUUUCGAUGUGCAUGAAACAGUAGAAUAUGUUUAUGACUUAUGUCUCUUUCACAGGUCCCCAUAAAGGCAGUUCAGGGAGAGCUCUACGUUAGAAUUUCAGCUCAUUUGUAUAAUAGUAUGGACGAGUAUUCAAGACUUGCAAAGGCUAUACUGGAGAUACAAUCUUCAUGAAAUCAUGUUCAUAUCAAACAUUAAAAGUAUGACAAAAUGU
Molecule: messenger RNA, 3272 nt
Organism: Ostrea edulis (European flat oyster)
Lineage: Eukaryota; Metazoa; Mollusca; Bivalvia; Ostreida; Ostreidae
Exons: 11
Coding region: 65-1423 (452 amino acids)
Source: RefSeq, a predicted model, not a curated record